Messenger RNA from Cuscuta epithymum, 2324 nucleotides. NCBI's taxonomy places the organism in Eukaryota, Viridiplantae, Streptophyta, Magnoliopsida, Solanales, Convolvulaceae. The record is from the annotation of a GenBank genome assembly.
CAAAAAUGAAAUACUGAGAUCACCCACCUCGGCCGUUGAAUUGAGUGCACAUUUUUAUAAUCAUAUCUCAUCCCAAAUCUGAUUUUUAUCACAAUAAAUAAACUAAGCUGCUGUUUCCAUUCGAUAAACAAGUGGUUCCUUCAAACUGGAAAUCUCAAAAUUAAUACUGCCACCGAACUGGAAUCUGUUGCCCAAAUUUUUGAUUCAGUUCAUCCCGCAUUCUCGCCCAAAAAGGCAAUAAGUUGCUUCCAGAACCUCCAAGACUGCAAAUACGCAGUUGGAAUAGUAGCUGUAUAAGAAUCAGAGAGAAAGAUUCAGAUAUAUAAGAACAGAACCAAUAAGGAACCGAAGACCAAUGGGAGAUGGAAACAACAGCAGUAGAGGGGGAGGAAGCGGCGCUAACAGGCCGGAGUGGCUGCAACAAUACGAUCUCUUAGGUAAAAUCGGUGAAGGAACGUAUGGACUGGUGUUUUUAGCGAAGCUCAAAUCUAGCGGAAACAAACCCAUCGCUAUUAAGAAGUUCAAGCAGUCCAAGGACGGGGAUGGUGUAUCCCCCACUGCCAUUCGCGAAAUCAUGUUGCUCCGGGAGAUAUCCCAUGAAAAUGUUAUAAAACUGGUGAAUGUGCACAUCAACUUUGUAGAUAUGUCAUUAUACCUAGCUUUUGACUAUGCUGAGCAUGAUCUUUAUGAAAUAAUCAGACAUCAUCGAGACAAGGUCAACCAGCCAAUAAAUACUUACACCGUUAAGUCCUUGUUGUGGCAGCUGCUUAACGGUUUGAACUAUCUUCACAGUAACUGGAUCGUUCACAGAGAUCUGAAGCCAUCUAACAUCCUGGUCAUGGGAGAGGGGGAAGAGCAAGGAGUUUUAAAAAUUGCUGAUUUUGGUCUAGCAAGAAUUUUCCAGGCUCCACUAAAGCCACUUUCCGAAAAUGGGGUUGUAGUGACAAUUUGGUAUCGCGCACCUGAGUUACUCCUGGGGGCAAAGCACUAUACCAGUGCAGUUGACAUGUGGGCUGUUGGCUGCAUAUUUGCUGAGCUUCUUACACUAAAGCCACUUUUUCAAGGGCAAGAAGUGAAGGUCCCACCUAAUCCAUUUCAGCUUGACCAACUUGACAAGAUAUUUAGGGUUCUAGGUCAUCCCACACAGGAAAAGUGGCCAAUACUUGUGAAUCUUCCACACUGGCAAUCUGACCAGCAACACAUUCAAGCGCACAAAUAUGACAACCCUGCACUUUACAGUGUUGUACACCUCUCUCCGAAAAAUCCAGCAUGUGAUCUCCUCUCAAAAAUGCUCGAAUAUGAUCCACACAAGCGGAUUACAGCGGCACAGGCUCUUGAACACGAUUACUUUCGAGUGGAACCUCUACCAGGCCGCAAUGCACUUGUGCCCAUGCAACCUGGAGAAAAAGUUGUCAACUAUCCAAUUCGUCCUGUGGACACAAAUACGGAGUUUGAAGGAACAAGUAACAUGCAACAUCAGCAAGGAUCCGCUGUUCCGGGUGGUGGUAUACAAGGCCCUCAUGUAAAUACCACUAGAUCUGUACCCCGUCCAAUGCAUGUGGUCAACAUGCAACGAAUGCAACAACAGCAGGGAAUGCCCCCUUAUAAUCUUGCUUCUCAGGCCGGGAUGGGUGGUACGAUGAACCCCGGCAACAUGCGAGGUGUUGCCGCACAGGCUCAUCCACAACAGAUGAGAAGAAAGGACCAAGGAAUGGGAAUGACUGGAUUCCCUCCCCAACAGAAAAGACGCUUCUGAGUUAUGCACAUGCAGGUAAAUUAUUGGGGUGUGAUUACCUAUGCAGUAUGGUUGUGUUUCUUACUUUUAUUACAACAGCAGGUGGAAGAAGAAUAUUACAUUCUAUUUGCCUGAAUUUUGAACGAGAGCACUCAUUUAUAUGCCCAAACUUCCAAUGAAACGGGCGACUUAGAGCUUCAAUUGCGUCACUGGAAAUUCACAUUCCGGUGUCGACGCUCUCGCACAAUCUGGUCCCAUGCAACCUAUGCACUGCAGCAGAGUUGGUCGACUUCAACUGCAAUUUUGGGAUUCUGUCGAUUGAUUAGUUGACCAAUUAGUUCCAUCCAUUAUUAGGUGACAUGUACUUUUUGUAUAUAAAUACAUCCCCCAGCAACACACCUCGUAUUUGGAUAUGUAUUGCACCUUGCAUGGCUCAAGAAAUGGAUCCCAGUCUCGUAAUGGAAGGCAACAUCUUAGUCUCGUCGGUUUAUGGUGUUUUUUAUUUAUUAAUUAAUAAUAGUAUUAUUGUUUAAUUUUUAUAACUUGUUGGAACCAUUCUUCCGUCUUUUUUAUUGGGUAUUGCUUCGCG